AUGGGCAACCCAAAGGAAGCAAAACUAGAGGAGCAACAGGCUCCCUUGCUCCCUCAAUACUCUGAUGAUUCAGAUACCAUCAUUGGCGACGAGAAGAUAUAUACUCCUCCCAGCACUGCUUCAAACAGUGGUGAAUCCCAGCCAAACCUCCAUGUAGAAGCAGUGGAAGAUUCCCGUGAGAACGACCGUCUCCUCAGCUCUCCGCCACCAGGUUACCGUGAUACACCGAGAUGCCAGACUGGUGAUGUAAAAGUAGACAUCAAGGAUGACUCUAUCGUCAAGGCCGACGUUUCGCCUGAUGUGCCAGGCCGACGAUGUCGUGGGAGAGGCCGAUUCUGUCGCUGGUGGAAGGAAAGAUGCCAACGUCGUCGCCUUGAGAAUGGCCAGUGUCGAGGACGGUCUUGUUGCAUGAAGAUGCUUGUUGCUUUAAAGGUUGUCUUCAUCGUCUGGGUUUCUCUUUGGCUUGUCCGCUGGGCCACCGUUGGUUUCAUGAGAAGACACCAUCGCCAUCAUCACAAUUACCACAAUCAUGAUGAUUCCGGUCAUGGUUGUCAUUCAAACUCCUCUCGAGAAAUCGUUGUUCGAGAAAGGACCGGUUCUAUCUAUGGAAUUUAUCCUCUUUACGAUUUACUCGACCUCGAGACCAGGACUGGAUCCGUUUACGUUACCGUCAUACCCCAGCCAGCAGAUCCAAAUGACCCCCUUCGUCCCGCAAAGAUUUCUAUCAAGUCUAGAUCUGGUAAUAUCUCUGUGAGGUUCAAGAUGCCUGCUCCCGCUGCAGCCGUGGACGCUGCAUCUCCCAAAAAUGAACUUGAUAGCAAAGCUCAGCUUGAUAUGCUAAAAGCUGCCUAUCUUGAAGAACCGGCCAUGAACCAUGCUUCAUGGCAAGUCGCAUCCUCCCUUCCCCCUCGCCCGUAUGAGAUUGAUAUCCAGACCAGAAGUGGUAACAUCUUUGCUGUUGUCGGAUUCUCCACCCAUGCUUCGUUCUCAACUCGCACAGGCACUAUCAGUGCUCACCUAACCCCGCUCGUCUUUGAAAAUACCAUCUUAAAAGACUCGGAGUGUAAAGAUUGCGAUGACGUCUCUAUUCGCACUCAUACCCGCUCAGGAAAUGUAUGGCUGUCAGUUACCGAACCAUCGUUCAUUGCCUCCGAGAAGCGUGAGAAUGCUCCAGAGGGCACAGCCAACGCUGCGGACGGUAAGCAUCUGGACACUCGCAAAAACCACCACAACAGACCAAAUAAAUGGGAUCGUAUCCUAGAAGCCCUCAACAGAAAGCCCAGCAUUGCCGAGCCCAAACCAUGCUCUCGUUCAGGGCUAAAGGCGAGCUCCUAUCAUACUAGCCGUUGGUCAGGCAAUAUGGCUAUCUCCUAUCCCCAUUCUUGGGCAGGUAAUGUCCUCGCCAAAACUCGCAGCCCAGGACAUAUUUUCCUCCGAGGUGACGGGCUUGAGGUUACUGAUAGAUCUGGGAAAGGCAAAGAGUUGGUUGGCACCAAAAUGCCUACAGUUGGACGUGAUGACAAGAUGAGCUGGUGGGGGAGUGAAGGAAAUAUGGAUGUGUCCAUUAACGUGCGUAGAGCAUCCGUGGAGUUUAAAGUAAGAGAUUAG
Molecule: messenger RNA, 1608 nt
Organism: Microsporum canis CBS 113480
Lineage: Eukaryota; Fungi; Ascomycota; Eurotiomycetes; Onygenales; Arthrodermataceae
Exons: 2
Coding region: 1-1608 (535 amino acids)
Source: RefSeq, a predicted model, not a curated record